AGCUGCGAGCGGCGCAGCGUCGCACGUACAGCCAGCGCAGGCGAUUAUAGAUUGCUGCGAGGCAUGCGCUGAUAGCGCAUCGCUGCCGCGAAACCGAAUUGCAUCGCUUCGGUGCCAUCGACCGCGUCUGGCUCUCUCAGACUGUGCACAGCAAAGACUGCAACAGGGGUGCGCGGCCGCAGCGAUCGAAGAUGGCAGCCGCCGUCGCCGCCGCGAACGAGGUCAUCUCGUUCUACAGCUACACGCCGAUUGCGGACCCGCAAGCGCACGCAGCGUGGCAACGCGAAACUGGAGCGCAGCUCGCGCUGCACGGCCGCGUCAUCGUCGCGACCGAGGGCGUGAGUGGUACGGCGAGCGGUGCUGCUGCCGCGACGCGUGAGUACGUGUCGAAGCUCGAAGCCGCGCUCGGAAUUGCGCUCGAUGUGAAGCGCGCGCCGCUCGACACGAACGCGGCACCGUUCCCCGACUUCUACGUCAAGGUCGCGGCCGAGAUCGUGAGCACGGGCCUGCCGUGUACCGUCGACGGGUCGGCGCGCCAUGCCUCGCCGGCUGCCUUCCGCGACGCGGCGGCGUCCGGCGACGCGCUCAUCCUCGACGUACGAAAUGGGUUUGAGCACGACGUCGGCCACUUUGCGGGCGCGGAACGCGCGCCGAUCCGCACGAUGCAGGAGUGGAAGGCGUACGUGGACGCGUCGGACGUGGUGGGGCGGAGCCGGGGACGGCCCGUACUGAUGUACUGCACGGGCGGCGUGCGCUGCGAGAAAGCGAGCGCCUACCUGCGGUCGCGGGGCGUUGGCGACGUGCAGCAGCUCGACGGUGGGAUUCACCGGUUUCUCGAGGCGUUCCCUGACGGUGUCGACGCGGCGUCCGUCUGACACCAUCCGUUCGUCGUGAGUCCGUCGGACGCCGUCCACGCGUCGUGACGCGUUUCGGUCGCAGGUGGCGGCGUCUGGAGGGGUCGCAAUUUCCUGUUCGAUAACCGCGAAGCCGAGAACUACAAAGACGGGGCGUCGAACGUGGUAGGUAGUUGCGGCGAUUGUGGAAGGCGUUGGGGCGCGCACGACGGCCGCAACGUGUGUUCGGUCUGCGAGACGCUGUGCCUCGUCUGCAGGGACUGCCGCGAGACGCGGCACGAGCACUACUGCCCGGAGCACGAGGACCUGCGCGGCGCCUACUGCUGGUUCCUCGACGCCUGCGAUGCCGCGGCGAUCGACAAGCAGGCCGACGCGCUCCGGGCGGCGCUGGACGCGCCACGCGCUCGAGGGUCCGUGAACCGGCGGCGCUCGCUCCGGAAGCAGCUCGACCGCGUCGCGACGCGGAAAGCGGCGCUCGAGGCGGGCGCUGAUAUCUACGUAGGCCCGCCGCGCUGUCGCUCGUGCGGAUCCGUGGAGUGCGAGGGCCAGUGCUGGGGCUUCUGGAAAAAAGCCUAGGUUGUUGUUG
Pelagomonas calceolata is the source of this 1440-nucleotide messenger RNA. NCBI's taxonomy places the organism in Eukaryota, Pelagophyceae, Pelagomonadales, Pelagomonadaceae. The record is from the annotation of a GenBank genome assembly.